This is a messenger RNA of Salpingoeca rosetta, 4509 nucleotides long. Its product is annotated as lipoyl synthase. Lineage: Eukaryota; Choanoflagellata; Craspedida; Salpingoecidae. The coding region runs from base 79 to 4509 and encodes 1476 amino acids. Gene Ontology annotation, biological process: lipoate biosynthetic process. The record is from RefSeq and is a predicted model, not a curated record. Gene Ontology annotation, molecular function: 4 iron, 4 sulfur cluster binding; lipoate synthase activity. The transcript has 17 exons. Gene Ontology annotation, cellular component: mitochondrion.
GUCAGCUGAAGCCGCAAUUGGCAAAACAGCCAUUUCCAACCUCUUGCAGCAAGCAACCACGAGAGAGCAACAAAAGCGAUGAUGAUGACGGCGGCUUGUUCCAGCGCAGCAGCAGCGGCACGCGUGCAGCAGGUGCUGCUACUGCAGCGAUCGGUGGCAGGGGCCAGCCACGUCGGCGCAAGGACCACGGUGUCGUCCCUGCUUCGUGCAUCGGUGGCAACCUCCGCCAUGACACAGACGCGGUUCUCGUCCUCCUCUUCCUCCUCUUCUCCUCCAUCAUCUUCCACAAACACAAAACGAGUCAUCCCAGAGGACGGCCCAGGUCUGGAUGACUUUAUCUCCAACUUGCCUCCCCCACCAGCAGCACAAGCUAGCAAGCCUCUCAAGAAAAAGCAGCGACUGCGCCUGCCAGAGUGGGCCAAGACCAAGAUUCCGCUUGGCGCAAACUACCACCGCAUCAAGUCGAACCUCAGAGAUCUCAACCUGCACACAGUGUGCGAGGAGGCGCGAUGCCCCAACAUCGGCGAGUGCUGGGGUGGCAAGGAGGGCACAGCCACCGCUACAAUCAUGCUGAUGGGCGACACGUGCACACGCGGGUGCCGGUUCUGCUCGAUCAAGACGAGCAACGCCCCUCCGCCCGUGGACCAGGACGAGCCCAUCAACACCGCCGCCGCCAUCGCAAAGUGGGGGCUCGACUACGUCGUCCUCACAUCCGUCGACCGCGACGACAUGCCCGAUGGCGGUGCGGACCACUUUGCGCGAACUGUUGAAGAACUCAAGCGCCUCAACCCGGCCAUCCUGGUUGAGUGUCUGACGCCGGACUUCUCUGGCUCGGUGCCGUCCAUCGAGCGCAUUGCCACCUCGGGGCUCGACGUCUUUGCCCACAACAUGGAGACCGUCGAACGCCUCACCCCACGCGUGCGUGAUCGCCGCGCCAAGUACGACCAGUCCCUCUUCGUUCUGCAGAAGGAAUGGCUGAGCGGCUACUCGCUUGCAGAGCGCAAGAAGUUCUGGGUGGAGCUGCUGCUGGAGGUGCCGCAAGAAACUGGGUUCAUCAUCACUGUGGCACAUCGUGUGCAGAACAUUCAUGCUGCGCUGAUGGGCUCCGACAACGACGAUGACAACGACACUGGCAUUGACGCAGCACGUACAGGACACAGCAAGGCGAAGCAUGCCACGACAGCAGAGCAGCAGGAGCACGCAGACCUAACACAGCCCUUUGCACAGGCUGCAGCCGAGAUUAACAGGUUGAACAGCGAUCGCGCCAAACAACAACGAUGGGAAACGCAACGUGAUCUAGCACUACAGCACAUCACCGCCAUCACAGACUCGCUCAACUCAUUAUCACGUGAGUUUGCCAUGAACUACACCGUCUCCGAGCGUGUCAAGGCGCCGCCAACGAACCUGGUGAUGGUGUCAUCUGCUGUGCCGGGAUAUCAGCUGCUUGCCGCCGCUUGUAACGAGACAACCACAUGCAUCGCUUAUGACGCAACAGGUACGCCGUCGCAGCUGCUGUCUCGCGUCGUCGCCGUCUUGAAGCAGCGACCCGUCCACCACGCAGCGCUCGUCUGUCAGGGCCGCCCAGGCAUCAUCCACCUCACGCGCGAUGUGGAGACGAAAGUUGCGUCCGUGGCGGAGAGCAAAGUGGUCGUUGAGUUUUGGCGCCGGCUCGGCCUCCUCCUCCAGCCGUCAUCACACCACCACCAUGCACAUGCACACGACAGCCACGGCCACACGCGUGCGCCGCGGGCCACGCUGCACGUCUUCUCUCCACUGCUUACGGAUUCAGCGGAGGGCGGGAAGCUGAUCAAGCUGCUUGCGCGCCAGGCCAACAUCGCCCUCGUGCCCUGCAACGACCUCACCGUGGCGUUUGAGGGGGACCUGCGCCCCCCGCCACCCACGGGCUGUGACGAGGCGUUUCGUGCGGAGCGCCAGGCCGCGCUGAGAACCAUUGUGGACCAGCAACUGCAGCUGCUGAUUGCAGAGUGCACGGGGUUCACAACAUCGGCGGGGAUCAUGGCGUGCAUGUCUGAGCUGCGGCACUGGUUCGCGACACAGUGGGAGGACGUGCGGCGUGCUGCUGUUGCGUUUCCCUUGCACAGUGAAGUCGAGGGCGAAGACGACACGCACGUGAGCGCACAAUCACACCAGCAGCACCCGUUGCAGCUCCUGCCGCUGUCAGACAUGGACACGUCGCACCCUCCAGACUUCAAGACUUCGCACGUGCUGUCGUCGCUUGGCGGGUGGCUGCUGGAGCGCUCGCAAGUGUACGGAUCGCAACACGCAGAGAACGCACUGCGGAACGAGGAGGUGGCGGCGGUGCGAUUGCAGGAGUUGGACGAAUUGGAACAGCACCUGUCGACGCUGCAUGCUGUUCAGCAGGGCCUGGUGGCUUCGCUGGUUGCACUGGACGGGGCAAAGGCGCCGAGCUCCACAAACGCCAGUGGUGGUGGUGGUGGUGGUGGUGGUGGUGUGAACAGGAAGGGGACGAAGACAAAGACGAAGAGCACCAAGAAGCCGCGGCGAGGACACAUGUCGCUCAUGCGGCGCGCUGACCGUGACGAGGAUGAUGAUGACGAGGAUGAUGAUGAUGACGAUGAUGAUGAUGAUGACGAUGAUGAUGAUGACAGUGAUGACGGCAGCGACGACGAAAACGAUAGAGAGAGCGGUAGCAGCAGCGAUACGACGGAUGAAGAUGAAGCCCGGGCCACUGUGGAGGAUGUGCACACAAGCACGAAGGAGCUGGAGAGGAAGCUUCGGCGAGCUGCAGAUAAACAGCAGCAAUGGCGACAGCAAAUGCUGAAGCGGCAGCUGAGCGAGCACCAGGAGAUGGCGGUGCGGAACACACAGGCGCAAGAGGGCAGUGGCAAGCGCGGAGGGGACGCCAACCACGAUGCCGCAGGUGGUGACGGCGGCGAUGGUGGCGAUGGUGCUGGCGCGUUUGCAGCGUUUAUGGAGGACUGGCUGCGGAGUGAAGAUGCGUUCGUGCACGUGCUGACCGCGUGUGAGCGCGUGGAUGUGUCGACAUUGGAGGCGCUGACGCGGGUGCGGCGACCGAGCGAGCACCGGCGUGGGCGGCGGCGGUGGAUGCGUGGCCACUCGCGGGGCGACGACGACAACGACGCCGAUGAUGGCGAUGGUGGUGAUGGUGGUGGCAAUGAUGGCGGAAGGGUGGGACGAAGACGAGGAGGGACAGGGACCAGGAAAGACAGGUUGCACCGCAGCGACGCGCGUGGCCGUGAUGGCAACGCGGGAGCAGAUGCGCGGAUGGCGCUGGACGUGCACACGGCGAGCACCAUCUUUGGUCUGCAGCAGGAGGCCAUGGAGGCGGCAGACACAUACUAUCGACGGCUGCGGUCGUGUGCGCGCCCGCUCACCCGCUUGGCCGCCGCGAUUCACACCAUUCAGCAUGCAGAGGCGCCGGCUGUGCUGCAGCUCGUGUACCGGUGCCAGCCGCUCCUGCUGCAGGUGUGCAGUGCCGCGGCCGCAUAUGCACGGGCAGUGGCGGUGAUGGCCGACAACCUGCACCUCGCAGACGGCGCGUGGAACGAUGAGGUGGGCGGCAACGCGCACCUUGUGAGCGCGUGGUCGCGGGUGCUGGUGCAGCGGCCCGUGCUGGCGCCGUCGUUUGCACAGGUGCGGCAUCUCCUCGUUGCGCGGUUGAAGCGCAUGCAGCUGUGCUUCUCGCGGCUGUGCUACCGCCUGCACCACUUGGAGGGCAGCGUGUUUGCGCUUCUCAAACUCGCUGGCGGGGACAGUGAUGCGGAGAAGGCGUGGGUGUCGUGCUCGUCGCUGCUGGUGGAGAUGCUCGCGCUCGCACGCAGCACAACAGCGGAGAUCACGCGUAGGCGGGCAGCGGCAAGCAAGGUGCUGGUGGCGCGGCUGUGCGAGGCUGCCAGGGCACAGGGUGGGGCUCUUCGGCUUGCGGCUGCCGGCAGCAAGGGCAGGGACGUGCACACGCGACUGGCUCAGCUGCAGCAAGCGGCGGACCGCACUGCAGCCAUCACUGCUGGCGGCGAUGGCGGCGAUGGCGGCGAUGGCGGCGAUGGGGUGGUGUUUGUGUGGUGUGUUGGGUUGCGGGUGGAUGAGGAGACGGGGCGUGAGCAAGGGCCGGCGUAUCUUGCGUCAUGCUUUGAGCGCGCGCAGCACCUCGUACCUGUGACCGUCACUGUAGAAGCGCUGCAACCACUGGAGGCUGGCGAUGGUGGCGGUGGUGGCGAUGGGGAAGCAGAGGAUGGUGCUUUUGAUGGCGCGGGUGAUGUCGUGGUGCUACCACAGGUGCCGACGCUGUAUGGGUCGUGCAUUGUGCAUGCGCCUCGCCCGGAGGCUGGCCUGAGACUGCGCGGGCACGUGUUGCAUGACGCUUUCAUCACUGAUGCGGGGGUGCAUGUGCUUCGGUUGCGUGAGCACGCGGAACUGGGUGAUUCUGCGGUGCUGCUGUCUCCGUCUGCCAUUGCCGUGCAACAGCUCAUGUACCAGCUUGACCAGCACAACGCCCGCCGCCGCUGA